This is a messenger RNA of Strongyloides ratti, 1803 nucleotides long. RefSeq lists its product as hypothetical. The record is from RefSeq and is a predicted model, not a curated record. The transcript is spliced from 2 exons. The coding region runs from base 1 to 1803 and encodes 600 amino acids. NCBI's taxonomy places the organism in Eukaryota, Metazoa, Nematoda, Chromadorea, Rhabditida, Strongyloididae.
AUGGCAACAUCUGAUAAUUUAAAUAGUGAUAAUCAUGUUUUACAAGAAAAAACCAUAAUAGCCAACGAUUCCAGUAGACCAAAUUCAAGAACUUCUGUUACUGGAUAUGUAUCAGGGCUUUCAAGUGCAUUUUCUACAAGAAAGCGUCCAUUUGCCUAUUCUACAGGAUCAGAAAAACUUUUGACAGUUAGAUAUUUAGAAACAAAAGAAGAAGUUUCUCGAUUAAAAGAUGAUCUCACAAAUUCAAAAAAUGAAUUAGAUGAAUUACGCGCUUUAAAAAAAGAAAAUUUUGAAAAGUUAAGAAUAUUAUCACUUGAUGUAGAAUCUUUAAAAUAUGAAUUAGAAAGAGAAAAGUCAAAAAAACUUAUUGAUAGUGAUAAAUUAUUGCUUCGAAAUGAACUUCGUGAUUAUAAAAUAGCUCUAAAAAAAACUGUCCCAUAUAUAAAAAAACUUGAAGCUCAAAUUGAAGGUGCAAAAGAAGUAUUAAAAGAUAACAAUUUAUGGACAAGUUCCAUACAAACAUCAAUAUUAAAAAAAAGUUGUCAUAUAGAAAAUGAAUUUAUUCCUUCAAUUGAUGCUGUUAAUAAUAUAAUUAAAACAAAUUUUGAUGAAACAAAUGGAUUUUUAUGUAAAGACGAUUUACAAGAAUCUUCAUUAGUUAAAGAGGAAUCAAAUAUUAAUAUAAUAAAUAAUGAAUUUGUAGAUUCCAUUGCUAUUUAUAAAACUAAGUUUAAAAUUCCUGAAUGUUCAUUAAAUAGUUAUGAAGAAACUAUUUGUAAUCAAAGGAAAAAAAUAGAAAAAUUAGAUAACGAUUAUAUUAUUUUAAAAAAAGCUUAUGUUAAAGAAAAACAACGUGCACAAGACGUUGAAAUGCUUACUGUAAAAUGUAAUAAACUUGAAUCUCAAAUUGAAAUUCAAAAAAAACAAUAUGAGUCGCUAAGUAAAUUGAAUGCAGAAUUACAAAUGGGUAUUUCAAAAGAUGUUUUUAAGGAAUAUAGUGGAAAAAAUUCAUUUAAAAGUGAAUCUGAUCUUCUCAGAAAAAUCAUCAAUGUACAAGUAGAAAAUAAACGUCUAAAAAAACUUCUUGAUAAAAAUAAUAUAAUAGAUGAUGAUUAUAAUGGACUAACUAUGUUACAUUUAAAAAACAAUCUUGUAGUCGAAGCUCAAAAAGAACUUGUAAAAGAACAAUUAACUUCUGAGUGUACUAAUUCAUUUUCUGAAGAAAAACAAAAAUUUUUAGAUGAAAUAAAAAAGUGGAAAGAGAUUGCAGAAAAAAGAGAACGAGAAAGAGAUACUGCAGCUGAAAUUGUUAAUAGUAUUAAAGAUUUUAGAAAAAUUGUUAAAUCAUUAAUUGGAUAUGAUGUUAAGAUAAAAAAUAAUAUUGCAGAAUUGGUAUUUUCAGAAAAUUCAAAUGAUGUUUUUCAAGUACAAUUUGACUUAUCAACUAACAAUUAUAACUUACUUGAAUCUGAAACAAUAAAUAAAGUAAAAUUUUCAGUAGAAAAAUAUUUGAAUGAGAAGAAUUCUUUACCAUGUUUUUUGGCAGGAGCAUUUAUCGAGUUAUAUCAUUAUAUAUAUGAUAAUGAAAGACAUGGUGAACCUGUAGAAUUUUCAAAUACAACAGAUAGAUGUAGCGAUGAUGACGAAGAUGAAGAAGUAUACGAUGAAAAUGAAUUUGAACAAGAUGAAGAAGAAGUAGAAGAAGAAGAAGAAUCUACUUCAGUAGUCAGUAAUUAUAAUAAUAUUCAAGUUUCUAGCGAUAGCAGUGUUGAAGAAAUUAUAAUCUUAUCUGAUGAUGAAUAA